This is a messenger RNA of Ochlerotatus camptorhynchus, 7396 nucleotides long. It is a transcript of the gene rsh, whose product is annotated as radish. The record is from RefSeq and is a predicted model, not a curated record. Bases 1444 to 5997 code for a protein of 1517 amino acids. NCBI's taxonomy places the organism in Eukaryota, Metazoa, Arthropoda, Insecta, Diptera, Culicidae. Gene Ontology annotation, biological process: activation of GTPase activity; regulation of small GTPase mediated signal transduction. Gene Ontology annotation, cellular component: cytoplasm. The transcript is spliced from 24 exons. Gene Ontology annotation, molecular function: protein binding; GTPase activator activity.
UGUUGGUGGUCGAGUUUCCGAGGAGAAACCAGUCGAGCAAAGUCAAGCAAAUCUGUUGAAUGUUUGAAGAACAACCAGUUGAUCUUGGAAACCACCUGUAAGUGUGUGUUAGUGUAAGUCCUUCUGUGGGAGCAACCUAAUGGGGGUCUUCCCAUUCUGCAUUGGCCAAGGUUCUUCCCAUGUGAAGAAGCAACUGGUAGUGAGAAAGUGGUGAAAAUGUGGAUUCUGGUUUGGUGAAAGAGACAUAAGAUUCCUCCGGCACAGUGGGUUGUGGACGGGAUGAAGUCUGAUGGUAACAAGUGUGUGGAAGGAAUUGUGGCAAGUUGACGAUGGUGUGCCAUCCUUAGAGGAAAAGGAUACUUAGCUCCAAAAUGCUCCAGAGGCAAAUGACGGGGAACGAGUUUUCGAGUGUUUCCAAGAGCGGUAGCAAAAGUGAACAAUACGGCAGUGAGUUGAACGGGAUCCCUUUUCAACACCUGAUCCUUCUGGGCAUAGAGUUGUGAGAAAAAAAAAAGUAGAAGUUUCAUACCAGAAAGGAUAUUUCUCUAAACUGACACAUUUUCAGCGUUAAUUGAGUUUCGGUGCGCGGAGAAGACAGAUUCGGAGGCUGAAAAGGGAAAGUGUUUAUUUAUAGAACUGUGCCCCGGUGUCGGGAUGAGUUUAGCUAUAGAGGUUCAGGAAAUUUGAUUUUCGGCACGGCACUCGCUUAGUAGCGGGGGGCUUGUGGCAGAUAACGAAGGCUUCUUGAUAAGAUGAAAAAGCGUACCACACGUAGCAGUGAAUAAAUAUACUCUGAAUAUUUAAACCAAGAGUUGGAAGAAUCCUGUUUGGUAGGAAGCCAACAGAGACGCACACACACACACAUACACACAUAGAGAGUGAGGAUUGUGAAAAAGAUUGGCAAGGUUCGGGACAAAAGCGAUCCUACCUGGGACUGUCAGUGACAAAAGCAAAUAAAAAAUAAAAAAGGAGCUCAGGAAAAAGGCAAAACCAUCCAUUAGAACAGCACCACCUCUACCCAUCCAACCGACCGGAGACCGUCGCGGCGUUUUCCUGGGACGACCCUCUCCACAAGGGUUUGUACGUCCUGGUCGCAGCAUCCUUGUAACAUAUCUCGUUCCAUUUUCCUUAUUUUGCGUGACGCAGCGGUACAGCACUAAAUUGGAUCGAAAUCUCACAACAUAAAGCCAGCUGGGACACUCGCUGGUGCAUGCAAACAUCAAGAAAACGUUGAAAAGCAGCGUGGAAAGAAUAAAAACCAGAACGAAACAGAUAAUACUGAGCGAGACGGAGUGCUAGCACUGUUUGUGUGUGUGUACCCCCCACUGGGACACGACGCCCAUAUCCGACGGUUUUCCCCCACGUGUCGUGUCGUGUCGUGUCGUGUGUGCCCGUGACCGGCUAGCGAAUCCGCCGGGGCACCCCCCGUAGAGAACAUGAAACAUGGCAAAACUUCGUCAUUACAGGACCAUGACGGCGAUAUGCUUCGUCUGCAAUCUGCCCAUCAUGUCUCACCAGGUGGGACUGGUCUGGCAGGGCGGCAAUGGCUGGGACGAUCUCGUACGGGAGCAGGUCGAAGAAUCCACCGUACGACAGCGGCUCGGUGGACGAAGAGACUCGGCUGCUCAGAUCAGUGGUGCAACACCUCCUAGUACCUCACCGCCACCAGGUGGGCAACGCCGCCGUCGCAGUUCGCUCGCUCAGUUAACCGAUAUCCUGCGCGAAUGGAGCGGUGGUGGUUCGAAGCGACAGAAAGCUCCGCUAAACCGACGGGAGACCCUAGCUGACCUGGCGCGGAGUUUACCCUGGGGCAAAGCCAACACCGUAGAUAGUUAUAAUAACAACAACAACAAUAACAACUCAACUAAUACUGGUUCAGGGCAUGCAGCUACGCCACGGAAACGGCGCGAGUCCAGUGCCGAUUCGGGAGUCAAGAGCUGGAAGGACUCGCGGAAAGAUUCGUACGUUACGGACUUUCGUGAUUUUCGAGAGCGGGAGCGAGAACAAGAUCGAGAACGAGAACGAGAACGGGCAAGGGAACGUGAACGCGAAGACUUCAUCUGCAAUACGGACAACUACAGGAAUGGCUCCCGUCGCAACUCGAACGACUCCAGCCGCGAUCGGUCAUCCCGGCGAGAUUCGACCAUCGGAGGAGCGGCAACACCAUCACCACCCAAAGUUGUCAGCACCCAGCGCAAACAGCAGAACCGAAAAGAUUCCCUUACCGUCAUGGAGAUGCCCAACUUCCGCCAAGAGCAACGUCCGUCGACCAGUUCGACAGCAUCCGAUUCAGCACCUCUCUAUAUGCCCGUUGGCCAGGUGGAUUCCGCCUGCCAGUCCAUACAGCCCCCGACCAUAAUAACCAGUUCGGUAACGCCCCCGGCCACCAGCCCCACCGCGCAGAAGGGUCGUCGUGAUUCGACGACCCAGUGCGGGACGAAAAUGUCCCGCCGCGAUUCCCGUGUAAGUCCCGAACGGCGGCUUAAGCUGCAAAGACAAGCCACUGCCUACGACGAGAGCUGUUUGCCACCGGGUGGAUGGAGCCGACGAGGCUCGCAGCCGGCGCUCAGUCCGGACGGGGAUGGGCCCGAGCGACAAGCCAGACGGGACAGCCUCAGUCCGGACAGUGCAUCCAGAGGCCGCCGUGAUUCCCGAUCACAUCUCUCGCCGGAUCGAAGCCACGAACGGGAGGGCAGCCCUCGCCGAGGGCGCCGCUUGCGAAGACAAUCAUCAUCCGCUGCUCGGCAGCCUCGUUCGCCGGAUUCGAGCAGCUGUUGCUCAUCGAGGGAUGCGAGCCCGUGCGCACGCCCACCACCACUGCCGACUGAAAAUGUGGUACGGCCGUCGAUCCGACGCCAAUCGACGACGGAGGAAAUUCUGAUAGCACGGGGCUUUCGCCGCCAAAGCACCACCGAGGAGAUGAUUCGCUGUCGGAACUUUCGCCGACAAAGCUCGCAGAGUGAUGACACCAGCCGCUACCGCGGUCGGCGGGACUCGUGCGCUCAGAUCAUCGACGGCACCGUCAGUACCAUGACAGUGGAAACCACUAAACCAUCUCCGUUGUAUGAAAACAACCACUACCACGAGGAAUGUUUGAGGUGCAACUCAUGUGGUCUCAACUUAACCGGUCCCAAUCAGAAGAGAGCCAGACGUUUCAAGAAUCAAAUCCUCUGCGAUCUACACUUCGCAGACGUCGCCCUGAUGGAGUGCUCGGACUUUAUGCAACAGCUGCGCAGCUUUAAGCCACAAUCGUUGGGAUGUGCCGUGGCCCGGCGGAAAAGUUCCACCACGCUCAUCUUCCCACUGCCACCGCAGGCCUGUUCAGACGAAUUCUGCGAAGACUACCCACACAAUCUGAUUCCCACGCCGGGCUAUUGGAUCGAAUGUUCCCGCCAGAAGAUAUCCUUCCCCAAUCAGCACACGAUAUGGGACGACAGCGAAUCGGAUCACGAGGACGCCGCUCGGGGUGGCAUCGAACCGCAGAUGGAGCGCAACUGCAGCGACCUCUACGAAGACGACGAAGACUCGGACAACGUGCCAAGUCAGCAUUUCCGCAGAAAAAAGACAGCGAUCGAGGAGCAGUGGGAGCAGCAGCAAGGUUUCGAACUUACCUCCGUCGAGCAGGAAACGUACGAGAAGUACUUCUACGGGACCGAGCACUGGAACUACUUCACCAACGACGAGGACCUCGGCCCGGUCAUCCUCUCGAUCAAGCAGGAAACGAUCAACGGACGCGAUCAAUUUAGGAUACUAGUUAGAGCUAUAUCGUACACCGUACAUGGACUGAUACCAGCCUCUUGUGUUUUUGCUGAUAGGUAUAAUAGGGAAGAAGUAGUUAGAUCGUUAGGUAAAGAAGUAAACUUAAAUCCACCUCUAACGUUAGGACAAUUGCCAGACACACCGGAAGAGCUUUUGAAACUGGAUCAGGUUUUCAUAAAAUCUGAACUGAAGGUGGGCGUGAUCUACGUGAAGGAGGGUCAAUAUACCGAAGAACAAAUUUUAGACAAUAAUGAAAAUUCACCGUUAUUUGAGGAAUUUUUACAGCUACUAGGUGAUAAAGUUAGAUUACGUGGUUUUGAUAAAUACAAAGGCGGCCUUGACACUGUUCACGAUUUAACAGGACUUUACUCCGUUUAUACAAACUGGCGUUCGAUAGAGAUUAUGUUUCACGUUUCCACGCAACUGCCGUACGAGCGGCACGAUCCCCAGAAGCUGCAGCGGAAGCGCCACAUCGGUAACGACAUCGUGUGCGUGGUGUUCCUCGAAGCGGACAACACCGCCUUCAGUCCGGCGUGCAUCAAAAGCCAUUUUUUACACACCUUCAUCCUGGUUCGAGUAUCGGCCCGAAUCAAGCGGAAACCGACGCGCUACGAGGUUUCGGUCGUCACGAGGGAUGAAGUUGGUGCCUACAAACCGUACCUCUGGGAACAGUCGGUGUUCGAAAAGGGUCCGAUGUUUCGGGAAUGGCUGCUGACAAAGGUCGUCAACGGCGAGCGGGCCUCCUACUCGGCACCGAAGUUUGCCCGGAUGCAGGAACGAACCCGCUCGCAGAUGCUCGAGGACAUUGUGGCCAACCUGGCGAACCAUGCCGAAACCGGACAGAUCCCCAAACCAUACCGAAGGGGUUCGUGGAGACCCAUCGGACACAUGAGGCCUUCUUCACCGUUGCUAGAUUCGGUUAGAGAUCAGUUCGAGGACUACGAUCAAUUAGCGAAAGAUUUUACACGCGUAUUUUUAAACUUGGAACCGUCGUGUCUUCAGAACGCACAACUCUUCGACGUAGUGUUCCUAGUAGGACAGCAGUCCAAGCAGCGGGCCCGUUUCAUCGGCGUCCGCGCCAUACUCGGCGUCAGAAGUCGUGUCUUUCAGGAAAUGCUGUACGGCAUCCAAACCGGUUUCGGAUCACCUCAGGUGCCGGUUGCGGAGCUACUGGCCCGGCCAGCUCCGACACUUCUUUCCCCGCAAAACCCACGGCCCAAGAGUAGCAACUUCCUCCAAGUGCCGGACAUAGAGUCGCCUCGACCGAAAAGUGUUCCCUCAUCGCCGAUGGUCAAGCGAGCCUUCUCCCGGCUCGGAACGAUCACCGCCGGCUGGGGUCGUUCAAUACGGAAGCAGCAAUCGCACCUCAACGUCGACGAUAAGAAAAAGUGGGCUUCCUCGCAAGACUGUUCCGAUAAAGAUGGCAAAGAGAGCAGCUCCAAGAACAAAGCCAAUGCAGGCCAACUGGCCGUCCCUCGACUGUCCGUCUGUGCCGAUGCGCAAAAAGUCGAUCGUGCGAAGCUAGCACAGACUGAGUUUACGAUCAUCGAGUUCGAUCCGGAAACCUUCCGAGUGCUGUUGGACUACCUUCAUACCGGAAGUUGCCCGUUGACCUGCAUAUCGAUCCCUGGGCUGAUCUGCGCAGCGGAGCAUUACGAUCUGCCUGAGUUGUUACAAGCCUGUUUCCACCACGCAAAACAGUUCCUAAGGAUAGACGCAGUCUGUCCGAUGUUGACGGCGCUGGAGAACUACUACUGGCGGUACACGUCCGCUUCGGAGCUGGUUAACAUGAUCCUGGCGUUCGUCGAGACUCGAGCGUAUGCCCUAUUUCAGACGACGGAGUUUCUCACCCUAAGCGAAAGCAUGGUCCAGAUGAUCAUGUGUCGCAACCUGGAAAUACCCGAAGUUCGCAAGUUUGAAGCAAUGCUGGCCUGGGCCAAACAUAAGGUGAAAUCCAAAGCAUCCGCCAAAAUAGACGCCAAGGUCGAGUUCCGUUGCAUCAUGGAACGGCUAGCGCGGGACCUGAAACUGCACCGAAUCUCACCGCAGGAGUUGAUCAAAAUCGUGCUUCCCUCGAAGGCCAUCAAAAACGAACGCAUCCUGGAGACGUUGAUGUACCAGGCAAACAGUGGAAUGUACCGGAUACAGGACAGCUAUCUGGAGGCCUGUCAACAGCGGCUGCAGAAGCAGGACUCCCGCUACAGCGAGUGGGGAGAAAGCUUCGACUGUGGCUUAUAGGACGAGGAUCAGCUGUAGUGAAGCAGCUGAUCCUCGUCGUUCCAUCCCGUCACCGCCCUUCUUGGCUUUGCCCGGGCUUCGGUGCUGCCGUAUUCUUCACUCCCCACCACUCAGCCGUUGUUGGGCGCAACACCACCAUCAUGCGCCCAUGAACCCGCUGUCGUCGAUCGGGUCGGCACAUUGUUGUUAUGUGUUACCGAAUGUAUUUUAGAGAUUCUGUAUAGAGAAUUGUUGUUCCUUUCUGUUAGAUGUGUAAUCCCUUUUCGGGGGGGCAGCAAUCGGUUGAAUCUACACACCACCACGAUCACCACCACUACCACACGUAAACGCUGUUAGCUGUUAGUAUGUGGCAAAUUUUAUCGACGUGUUCAAAUUUAUGCGCUCCAGCCGCGGCUUGUUUUCUGUGUUUCGGCUAAUGGCAGCUUGAGUUUUAAGUUUUUUGACAAAUAGAUACACGUUGAACAAUUAUUAUGCGUUAUGCGGAGGAGUUAAUAAGAAAACAAACUUUCUAAAUGGCUGUUGACUAUAUUGUAGAGUACGAUAUAACUAGAAAUUAUACAUAUGAAGAUGAACAGUUCCGUUUAGCGCAGUUCGUGCAAUAUCUGCAAGUCAACGAACAAAAACAGAAACAUUCCAUUGAAUGCUGCGUCUAUCCGCUUUGAUUGAAAGUCCGUUGCUAUUGCCUUUGCAUAUUGAUUACAACCCUGGACAGUGCUGAUAAAAAUCAUUUCUUCUACACUCAAGUUAGCUGAAAAUGAAAACCCAACUAUCUGCAUGAAUUGGAAUUUUGGCAUAACAACAAAUGUUCUCGAUCAAGGCAACCUGUGAGUAUUGAAAUCAACAUAUGUUUUCCUUCAUUCGUGGCUAGAUGUUCAUUAUUGCUUGUGUUGUUAUCAAUAUUAAUAUUCGUCUUCAUCUUGGUGGGGAUGAUUUUAUGGAUCAAAUGCAAAAUAAUUGUUUUCAUCUUACACAAAUAUAGUGCGUUGGUUUUUACAGAUGCAGAUCGUUGAAUAAUUAUUGUCUCUUGCUGAAUUGAUGAUAAUAUCGAGGUUUUAGGCUCUGGGGUUGACUAUAUUCAAAAUAAGCAAUGAAUUUGAUGAUUUUGCUUUUGAGGAUCGCCUGAUUUUGACAAUUUUAGGUUGGAUAAUCAAGAAACGCGUAUUCUUUGACGUGUAAUGAACUCAUUUGUUCAUUUCGCUUGUACGUGCCAGCAAAGAUUUUCAAAACAAACGGAAUUCAUCUGCCCUGGGUUGAAGCGCUACUCCUUGCGUGGGAUGGUAAAUGAUAAAAACAGUCACUGACCCUAGAAAUAAUCUGCUGAAUGCUUCAUAAGUUUUCGUCAGGAUCAACCAGAAUACUACCACCGAUACCCUGUAGCAGUCAGCAUCUUCCGAUAACA